Adineta ricciae is the source of this 1329-nucleotide messenger RNA. NCBI's taxonomy places the organism in Eukaryota, Metazoa, Rotifera, Eurotatoria, Adinetida, Adinetidae. The record is from the annotation of a GenBank genome assembly.
AUGAGUAAUAUAACGCCAAAACCUACCGCUAGUUCAGAAAAAUUGAAAUGGCAAGCCAAAUCAGCGUUCAAUGAUGGUAAUUUUACAUUAGCUGUCGAACUGUUUAGUUAUGCCUUAGAACAGGUACCUAAUUAUGCCCCUUAUUUAACGAAUCGUGCUCUUUGUUAUUAUCGUUUGGAUGAUGCUGAUAAAGUUCUAAAGGACGCAUCGGCAAGUAUACAAGCUGAUCCGAAGUGGACGAAAGGUUAUUUUUACAAAGGUAAAGCAUUAGAAAUGUUGAACCGUAAAGCUGAAGCUGCUCAAUACUAUCGAAAGUGUUGUGAACUAGAACCUAAUCAAAGAGAAUACGUCGAUGUUCUCAACGAGUGCCUUCCGAAACAACAACAACAACAACAGCGACCCUCGUCUACUGUGAAUAGUCAAAUUCCGAGACAUAAUGUCAUGUGCGACGUAUGUGGUUGUUGUCCUAUUGUCGGUACUCGAUACAAAUGUUCUGUCUGUGACGAUUAUGACUUGUGUUCAAACUGUAUUAACUCAAAUCCAAAUAAUAAAGGACACCGAGACACACACGCACUGACUCCGAUCAAACAACCGGCUCAACAAGUAUCAACAAUGUCUAGUGCUGCUACUGCUGCAGCAGCAGCAAGACCACAAACUAUUGAUGUGGGACUAUCCGUUCAUAGUUACAAUGUGAUUCUCGUUAUAGAUGUGUCGUUAUCAAUGAUUGGCUAUGAAUCAAACAGCCGAAUCAAUCCUGCAAAAAACCGUUGGCCAGCAACUGAACGUGGAAUAAUCAAAAUUGCUAGCCAGUUAGGUUUAAAAGAUCGUCUGACUUGUUUAGCAUUCAAUGCUAAAGUUUACGAAGUAAUGGAUGCAGAAUCCAUCGAGGUAGCCAAAUUGAAAUUAGCAAUUGUUCUUUCGCAAUUGAAACCAGACAUAAAUGACGAAAAUUCUGGUACUGCGUUAUACGACGCGAUUGAUUCUACAUUUCAAAUCUUACUGCGAAACAAACUCGCCGGUCUGUUACUUGGCGAUGAGAAUCGAAAUCAAAUUAUUCUAAUUACCGAUGGAGAAGAUUGCAGUUCAACUGAAUGUAAUUUGAACGAAGCAUGUCAACGAAUGAGAACUAUUUGCGAAGAAUUUGGAACAGAUGUGUUAUUGAUUGGUAUCGGAUUAGAAUAUCAAGGACGACAAGCUAUGAAUCUUUUGAAACGAUCCGGUGGAGCUCGAUGCAAGUUCUUAGAUUUGGAAAAUCUUUCAGAACUAGACGAUAUCUUUGAUCGAAUAUCACUGGUUUUCACCAAACGUACAGCAGUGAUUAACGUAUGA